This is a messenger RNA of Solanum stenotomum, 638 nucleotides long. Its product is annotated as probable plastid-lipid-associated protein 13, chloroplastic. The transcript is spliced from 4 exons. Bases 51 to 626 code for a protein of 191 amino acids. NCBI's taxonomy places the organism in Eukaryota, Viridiplantae, Streptophyta, Magnoliopsida, Solanales, Solanaceae. The record is from RefSeq and is a predicted model, not a curated record.
CAGUAAAAAAAUUGAAGAGAUUUCCUCCAACCAAAUUCAGUCCGUUUUCAAUGGCGAUGUUAAUUCAGAACUUGGCACCACCAUUUUCAUGCCGGAGUUCACUCUAUACGACGUCGUUUUGGCUCCCUUCUUCAUCAUCUUCUUUGUUUCCUAUCACAAUUUUCCCGGGAAAUUACCGAAAUGUACGGAAGAAAUUGAGGGUUUGCAGAGCUAUGAGUAAGCAGACGCCGGCAGAAGGAGCUUCUUCUCCUUUUGUUAAAGAAAUUGAAAGACUUUCAGCUAAAGAAUCUCUGCUACUCGCUUUGAAAGAUGCUGGAGGUUUUGAGGCAGUGAUCACUGGGAGGACAACAGAUGUUCAGCGCGUUGAUGUGAACGAGAGGAUCAUUGCCCUUGAGAGGCUUAAUCCAACACCACGACCCACAACGUCUCCCUUUUUGGAAGGUCUAUGGAAUUUUGAGUGGUUUGGAACUUCAAGCCCGGUGUUCUUGGCUACCAGGCUUUUAUUUGGGAGAAUUCCAUCGACAUUGGCAAAUUUAUCAAAAUUAGAUCUGCUAAUCAGAAAUGGAUAUGGGACUGCUAUUGCGCAUGUGAAAUUAUUGAACACGGUAAUUCAUCUAUGUGAUUAGGUUUCAUAUGCA